AUGCCAUUUAUACUUUUAUUACAAGUUCUCUUAUUACAAGCCCUGUUUAUGUACAGUUUUUGUUAUUAUACUCACUGCAUUAAUAAAAUAUAUAUAUUUUUUUUUUGGGUAUCUUCAUUUUUCAAUAUCAGAGAUGAGGUAACAAAAAGUCUAUUCACAACAAACUGUACAUACAAAUCUCAGACCUCUCAAAUGAACACAAAUGGCCACUCUGUGGAAGAAGCUGUUUAUAAAUACGUAGGUGAACUAAACUACAACGAUACACAACAUGAUGAGACUAGUGAUUCAAAUUGGGACAAUCUAAGUCUAGGUUCUGAUGAUCUUCAAGAUGAUUUAUCCAACACUAAUUUACAAAAUAAUAUCACUACCCCUGCAAAGUUCGAUUUGGAGGAUGAUAACAAUUCAGUGGUUAAAUCUUUAGCUGAUAAAAAUUAUCGUGAUUUAUUACCUAAAAUCAUCUCCAAAUCAAAUGAUUCAAAAAUAAUUUUGGUCAGUGACAAAAUCUCAGCUCAAUUGGUAGUUGAAUUUAAUGAGAAACGUAGUAAAUUAAUACCAAAUCCACCCAAAAACUCUAACUUUCUAAAAACAGAGCAAGAUCUCAUCAACGAAUUUGUGUUAACAUUCCUAAAAUUAAAUAAUAUUACCAUGAAACAAUUUAAUUCUUUAAUAUGGAGUGAAAAUGAUAAAAAUGAAAUUGAAAAACUUGUCAAGAUGAAAUUUUGGAAAUCAAUUUACAAGAUUUUUAACUAUAGAUUGAAUUCAUCCAUUUACAAGCACGUCAGAAGAAAAUAUAAUAAUUUUAACAAUCAUUGGAAUGAUGAAUUGGAUGAAAGACUCUUUCAAUUAUGCCACGAUGAAAAGUUAGAAGGUCAAUGGUCUAAAAUUGGCAAAUUAUUAGAUAAACUACCUGAUGAUUGUAGAGAUCGUUGGAGAAAUUAUGUCAAAGUUAAAGAUACUAAAAAUUCGAGUAAAAAAUGGUCUCCAAAUGAAGAAGCAAAAUUAUUGCGUAUUGUAAAUGAGUCCCUACAUAAAGAUCAAUCUGCAAACUGGGGUCACGUUAGUCAACUGAUGGGUGGCGCAAGAUCACGAAUCCAAUGCCGUUAUAAAUGGAAUAAACUUCAUCAACAAGAUUCAUUAGUUAGAAUCAAUAGUCUGUCGAGUGAGAAACUGAUCAUGUUCUUUAACAAGAUUAAAUCUUUAAAUACUGAUGAAUAUGAAAAAAUUGAUUGGGACAGUCUAGCCAAUAAAGAUUUAACGCCAAUGGACUGGAAGCUUUGUUAUAACAAAUGGAAGAGGAAAAUAAAGUCUAAUAAGGAGAAAACAGUUGUGGAAAUUUGUGAUGAAUUGUUAAAACUUCUCAAACAUGAGCAACCGGUAAAAUAG
Messenger RNA from Kazachstania africana CBS 2517, 1383 nucleotides. RefSeq names its product DNA-binding protein REB1. The transcript has a single exon. The coding region runs from base 1 to 1383 and encodes 460 amino acids. The record is from RefSeq and is a predicted model, not a curated record. Gene Ontology annotation, molecular function: DNA-binding transcription factor activity; transcription cis-regulatory region binding. Lineage: Eukaryota; Fungi; Ascomycota; Saccharomycetes; Saccharomycetales; Saccharomycetaceae. Gene Ontology annotation, cellular component: nucleus. Gene Ontology annotation, biological process: regulation of DNA-templated transcription.